Messenger RNA from Arabidopsis thaliana (thale cress), 2593 nucleotides. RefSeq names its product chromomethylase 1 (gene CMT1). The record is from RefSeq and is marked reviewed. Gene Ontology annotation, cellular component: nucleus. The transcript is spliced from 20 exons. NCBI's taxonomy places the organism in Eukaryota, Viridiplantae, Streptophyta, Magnoliopsida, Brassicales, Brassicaceae. Gene Ontology annotation, molecular function: methyltransferase activity; DNA (cytosine-5-)-methyltransferase activity; chromatin binding. The coding region runs from base 1 to 2376 and encodes 791 amino acids.
AUGGCAGCGAGAAACAAACAAAAGAAACGCGCUGAGCCAGAGUCAGAUCUGUGCUUCGCUGGCAAACCAAUGUCUGUUGUGGAGUCGACGAUUCGAUGGCCUCAUCGCUACCAAUCCAAGAAAACAAAGCUCCAAGCUCCGACCAAAAAACCUGCAAAUAAGGGUGGCAAAAAAGAAGAUGAAGAGAUAAUAAAGCAAGCUAAAUGCCACUUUGACAAAGCUUUGGUUGAUGGAGUUCUCAUCAACCUAAACGACGAUGUCUAUGUCACGGGUCUACCAGGGAAGCUGAAAUUCAUUGCAAAAGUUAUCGAGCUCUUUGAAGCUGAUGAUGGGGUGCCGUAUUGUCGCUUUCGAUGGUACUAUCGGCCUGAAGAUACUUUAAUCGAAAGAUUUUCCCACCUUGUGCAACCAAAGAGAGUGUUUCUCUCAAAUGAUGAGAAUGACAAUCCUCUCACCUGCAUCUGGUCAAAAGUCAACAUCGCUAAAGUCCCAUUACCUAAGAUUACCUCCAGAAUCGAGCAAAGGGUUAUUCCUCCUUGUGAUUACUACUACGAUAUGAAGUACGAAGUUCCUUAUCUCAACUUUACAAGUGCAGAUGAUGGUAGUGAUGCCUCAUCAAGUCUUUCAAGUGACUCUGCCUUGAAUUGCUUUGAAAAUCUCCACAAGGAUGAAAAAUUCUUAUUGGAUCUAUACAGUGGGUGCGGAGCGAUGUCCACAGGUUUCUGCAUGGGAGCUUCCAUAUCAGGAGUAAAAUUGAUUACGAAAUGGUCUGUGGAUAUAAAUAAGUUUGCUUGUGAUAGUCUUAAACUUAAUCAUCCUGAAACAGAGGUGAGAAACGAAGCCGCAGAAGAUUUUCUAGCUCUUCUCAAAGAAUGGAAAAGGCUCUGUGAGAAGUUUUCUCUCGUUUCAAGCACCGAACCAGUGGAAUCAAUUUCUGAGUUAGAAGAUGAAGAAGUUGAAGAAAAUGAUGACAUAGAUGAGGCAAGUACUGGUGCUGAACUCGAACCUGGAGAGUUUGAAGUAGAAAAGUUCCUUGGCAUCAUGUUUGGAGAUCCUCAAGGCACAGGGGAAAAGACACUUCAACUUAUGGUAAGGUGGAAGGGAUACAAUUCUAGUUAUGACACAUGGGAACCUUACUCUGGCUUAGGCAACUGCAAGGAGAAGCUGAAGGAGUACGUGAUAGAUGGGUUUAAGUCUCAUCUCUUACCACUUCCGGGUACUGUCUACACAGUGUGCGGUGGGCCCCCUUGCCAAGGGAUCAGUGGGUAUAACCGGUAUAGAAACAAUGAAGCACCGCUUGAAGAUCAGAAGAACCAGCAACUUUUGGUGUUUUUAGACAUCAUUGACUUCCUCAAGCCAAACUAUGUGCUGAUGGAAAAUGUUGUAGACCUUCUUAGGUUUUCAAAGGGUUUCCUGGCACGUCAUGCUGUAGCUAGCUUUGUUGCGAUGAAUUACCAGACGCGGUUGGGCAUGAUGGCUGCUGGAUCUUAUGGGCUCCCUCAGCUUAGAAACAGGGUUUUUUUAUGGGCUGCACAACCAUCAGAGAAACUUCCCCCUUAUCCCCUCCCAACACAUGAAGUUGCUAAAAAGUUCAACACACCUAAAGAAUUCAAAGAUUUACAAGUUGGACGUAUUCAAAUGGAGUUCCUUAAAUUGGACAACGCUCUUACGCUGGCUGAUGCUAUUAGUGAUCUGCCACCGGUGACAAAUUAUGUGGCAAAUGAUGUAAUGGAUUAUAAUGAUGCUGCUCCUAAGACAGAGUUUGAGAACUUUAUUAGCCUCAAAAGAUCUGAGACACUUUUACCCGCAUUUGGUGGAGAUCCGACACGCAGGUUGUUUGAUCACCAACCCCUCGUAUUAGGAGAUGAUGACUUGGAAAGAGUUUCCUACAUACCAAAACAGAAGGGGGCAAACUAUCGCGACAUGCCUGGUGUUUUAGUUCACAACAACAAAGCGGAAAUUAAUCCUAGGUUUCGAGCAAAGUUGAAAUCUGGAAAAAAUGUGGUCCCUGCUUAUGCAAUUUCAUUCAUAAAAGGAAAAUCAAAAAAGCCGUUUGGUAGACUUUGGGGUGAUGAAAUCGUUAACACUGUUGUGACAAGGGCUGAACCUCACAACCAGUGUGUAAUCCAUCCAAUGCAAAACCGUGUGUUGUCUGUUCGUGAGAAUGCGAGAUUACAGGGGUUCCCUGAUUGUUACAAGCUCUGUGGAACAAUUAAGGAAAAGUACAUCCAGGUUGGGAAUGCUGUGGCAGUUCCUGUAGGGGUUGCAUUAGGAUAUGCCUUUGGUAUGGCGAGUCAAGGACUGACGGAUGAUGAACCAGUAAUCAAGCUGCCAUUCAAGUAUCCCGAAUGCAUGCAGGCAAAGGAUCAAAUCUGAUUGACAGUCUCCAUCAAGUCGUCAUGAUGAAACUAUCUUUAGGAAUCAUACUUCAUUUUCUAGACUUUCUUUUAAUUUUUUGGGUUAGCAAGAGCUAUAUGCUCAAACAAUGGCGGCUUAAACUGUCUAGCUCUUUCUUGUUGGUUUAUCUUUGACUUUAUAAUCAUUUGGAACCAUUUUAUUUCUUAUGAUUUUUAAUCUCAAGAUUUCAAAUUCU